AUGAGUGCCCCGCGACGUGUCGUCAAGCUUCUGCAGUUCUCUGGAUCCUACCUAAAUGUGGCCUGGACGCGGAAGUUCAUCCUUGGCUCCCUGCUGCAACGCUACAACCCCACACCGGCCGGCGGCGGUGGGGCGCCUGCUGCUGCUGCUGCCGCCGCCGCCGCCGCCGCGUCCUCUCCUUCCCCCAAGCUGACGCGCGAGGGUGCCGCGUUAGAGAAGGAGCUGCUUAGGCUGCAGCGCAUGCUCGGGGAGGUGUGGUCGCUUCCGGUGCGGCCCUUGGACGCCGUGAGCGAGUCUCGCAUUCUUCGGCUCCUCGCGCGGUACGCCGCCGGCGACGGGGUUCUCGCGACGGAUGCGUUGGAGGAGCUGAAUAGGGUGCUCGCCUGCAUUCACGGCGCCCCGCGUGGCGUGGAGGAUCCGCGGCGGAUGGAGCGUCUCCUUCAGGCGCUGCAGUACGUGGAGCCCGACGACAACCUGCGCCGCGUGGCAUUUGCGGGGGAGCUGCACUAUCCGCCCAGUGCCCUCGCGCACAUGCAGAGCCACCUGACGGAGGAGCUCCAGCAGGACGGCGGCGACCCCUUCGACGGCCUUCGGCAGCAUCUGCAGGGGCCAGCGUACGCCAUCGACUCCGCCACCACCUCCGAGGUGGACGACGCGAUUGGGGUGCACACGGACCCGGCGACGGGGAAGGAGUACUUCGUGGUGUACGUCUCGGACGCCACCGUCUACUGCCCCUUCGACAGCGCGCUGGAGCAGCUCACGGCGCGGCUCCUGACCACCACGACGUACCUGCCGGAGGGAGUCUUCUUUAUGCUGCCGAAGCCGAUUGUGGAGGCGGCGACGCUGCGCGAGGACCGGCCGUGCCGGACGUUCAACAUUCGCUUUCAGAUCGACGACGCGACGGGGGAGCUGAAGAACUACAGCGUCGGCGUCGGUUGGCUGAAGCAGCUGCGCCGCCUCACCUACGACGCGGUGCAGGCUCUCUACGACUCCAAGGGGGAGGGGGAAGAAACGGCGGCGGCGGCACUCCCGCCUUGGGUCGCGGCGGCCGACGUCCGCGCCCUGCACCGCAUCCACGCGGCGGCACUAAAGCGGCUUGAGGGGCGUCGGGCGCGCUCGCCGGAGCGCUUCAUCGACGCGAACCUCCCGGAGCCCCGCAUCACGGUGGCGGCGACGCGUGUGCUGUCGGUGGAGGACCAGGUGGUUGCCACCAAGGACGCCCGCCUGGCCGUCGCGGAGAUGAUGAUCGCCGCCAACGAGGUCUGCUCCCGCGUGGCGCAGGCGAAUCACCUGCCCAUCCCCUACCGCGGCACCCGGGAGCUUUCCAUGGAUCACGAGGCGGCGCGCUUCUAUCGGGAGCCGCAGGGCGUCACGGCAGUGGCGUCGCUGGAUCCGCAGUACGUCUAUUUUGCCGAGGCGAUACAGCAUGCCAUUCGGCAGCUGAGCGCCGUCACGCGGGCCGUCUACUUUCACACACCCAUUCACCACGCCGGGCUUAACACGUAUAACUACACCCACAGCACGAGCCCGCUGCGGCGCUACGCAGACAUGUUGGUGCACCACCAGCUAAAGAUGUGGCUCUGGCGCACCUCCGCACAGAACAUGCGCCGUGCCGCGUCGCCUGCCUCGCGGAAGGGAGCGCCACUGGCGAUGAUGAUUGACCAGCCCAUCGCUGAACACACCAUGGCCACGCUGUGCUCCAUGAUAAGCAAUAAGCAGGAGCAGUCUAGAAUCUUGCAGGACAGCAGCCAACGCUACUGGCUACUGAGGCACAUUGAGCAGAACAUUCUCACAAAAGAUCGUAACCAUCGCUUCAUUUGUCUGGUCGGCGACACACGUGGCGUGGAGAGUGCGCCGGAAUACACACGCUUCAUGGAUUCCCCGCACUUGGACCACUCCCGAGCGGAGAACGAGGUGGGUGGUGCGUCGACCCCCGCGACGUUGCAGGGAGCCAAACGAACGGUGCCGCUGCGUGGUCGGUGGCAACAGCGACGCCACGAAUACCGGUAUGUGUCGGACAUUUACAUCCCGGAACUGCAGUUCGCACAUGUGGUGCUCCACAGCCUGCCGAACGUGGUGAUUGGGGCGGUGGUGGAGUGUGGGGUGGUUGCCGUGCACCCCACGCAGGGGCAGCUCACACUAAGGGUGGUCAGCGUGUGGGAGGGCGGGGACGAGCGUCGCUUUGAGGGGGUGUGGAAGCGGGCGCUGCUGCCGACGCUUGACUCGUGA
Messenger RNA from Trypanosoma conorhini, 2229 nucleotides. Its product is annotated as putative mitochondrial exoribonuclease DSS-1. Gene Ontology annotation, molecular function: RNA binding; 3'-5'-RNA exonuclease activity. Gene Ontology annotation, cellular component: P-body; exosome (RNase complex). Gene Ontology annotation, biological process: mRNA catabolic process. The coding region runs from base 1 to 2229 and encodes 742 amino acids. The transcript has a single exon. NCBI's taxonomy places the organism in Eukaryota, Euglenozoa, Kinetoplastea, Trypanosomatida, Trypanosomatidae. The record is from RefSeq and is a predicted model, not a curated record.